Messenger RNA from Magallana angulata, 492 nucleotides. RefSeq lists its product as uncharacterized. The transcript is spliced from 4 exons. The annotation marks the transcript as partial. NCBI's taxonomy places the organism in Eukaryota, Metazoa, Mollusca, Bivalvia, Ostreida, Ostreidae. The record is from RefSeq and is a predicted model, not a curated record.
AUGAUGUUCAGUGGUCAGACUCUUGGAUGUCGCUCGAUGAAACGGAGACUUCUUCAGAAACAUGGAAUCUUUAUAGGAAGGGAUGACGUUUUGUGUUUAUUGAGAAUAAUCGAUCCUGAUGGAGUUGAUCUGAGAGCGAGUCACUGCUUGACAAGAAGAAUGCAUCUAAACAAUGGACCAAAUUAUCUUAUACAUGUUGAUGGUUACGACAAAUUAAAGCCAUUUGGUUUCGCUAUUCAUGGUGCGAUGUGUGGAUUUUCAAGGCGAAUAUUGUGGCUUCAAGUUGCAAGAACGAACAAUGACCAUUGUGUUGUAGCUUCAUAUUUCUUGAAAUACCUGGAGGAAAUAAACAGUGCUCCAAGGUGCGUGAGACUUGAUGCUGGAACUGAAAAUAUAUACAUUGAGGACAUUCAAAAAUCUUUUUGUCGGUACCAUGAUGAUGACAUGUGUGGAGAAAAGAGUGUUAUCAUAGGAAGAUCAAUGUCUAACCAG